Messenger RNA from Trematosphaeria pertusa, 3235 nucleotides. RefSeq names its product glycosyltransferase family 90 protein. The transcript is spliced from 4 exons. NCBI's taxonomy places the organism in Eukaryota, Fungi, Ascomycota, Dothideomycetes, Pleosporales, Trematosphaeriaceae. The coding region runs from base 72 to 3011 and encodes 979 amino acids. The record is from RefSeq and is a predicted model, not a curated record.
CACGACUCGACCACCACAUCUCGCCGUCGACACUCUCGAUGCCCGCCGACGAACGAUAGCACUUUGCUCCAAUGCACCCGGUCGUCUCUCUGAUCGUGGAGAAUGCGCGUAAACACCACCAUCUCCUCGUCCCGCUGCUCUUCGCCGUCCUCGCCGCCGUCGCAGGCGUCCACGGCCCAGUCCACCACCAGCUGCUCGUAGCUUCCGUUUCAUGGGCGCUCGUAUGGAUACCGACUAUCUUCCGCGCGGGGUUGUGGACGAGCAAUGCCGGAAAGAGGAGGACUACAGCCUCGCUGGCGGGCGGGUUCCUGGCCCUGUCGCUCAUAUGCGACAGGGCUGCGUGCGAUAAGGAGGGCAUCUGGUCGACAAAGGGUUUCCUUCCGCUCGUCGUUGUGUUCAUCUCGGAAAACGACUUGCUGUCCAAGCAGGUGGGACUACCUACGUACGCUCCUGUUGACGAUUCCCCCACCGAGAGCAGCUUCAACCGCGAGCAUUUAUCGCAUCCGAGGUCAUUCAGGCUGCUCGCUAUAAUUACAAUCUCCGCCUCCGUCAUACUCGCGACUCCCUUUAGCACGUCGCCAGCCUCCGCGCUCGGAAUCAGUAGCGUCAUCUUCGCCGCGACCGGCAUCGUACUCUUCGAAAGCGCCCUAAAGUCGAGUAAGGAUGAGGGGCAUUCCGGUAGAAGAGGGCUCAUGUCCGCUAACGGCACCUUCUCGCGCCGCAAUUCCGCCAGCGCUGGCCAGAAAGAGCAACCCCUCGGCGGGCUCAGGGACGUCGCAGCGGUCAUGACGGUAAUGUGUGCGAUCGCCACGUACCUGAUGGAGCCUGCCAUCACACCGGAUGCUAUCUCGUGGGAGCCCGUCUACAGAGAGUUGAACGGGGACUGGAAAACGCUGCACCAUCAUAGGACCAUGCAGCAGAUCCUCAUGAUGGUUUGCGUUAAUGUUCUCGUGAACGUGUUAAUGUUUGUCAUGCUUCUUCAGCAAGGCGCUGUACAUACUUCAUUCUUGUCCUUAUUUUCGUACAUAUGCGCUAGGCUAAACCUAGCGGCAUCUUUUUCGGGUAUAUGGUUCACCAUCGUAUAUGCGUCAUCGGCACUUCUGUUUCUAUACGGUGCUUCAUCUUCUACAUCAUUUGUGGAUAUUCGGAGUUCGAUACGGUUUAGACGAGUCCUCAUUGGAGUUACGGCGCUUUCGAUCGGACUGCUACUUUUUCGACAUGCAGCUGGGAGACCAUCCUAUGUCUCGCCACGCAAGGACGCUUCGGGUUUCUAUGCGUUUCCUCCAGAGACGCCAUUCGCUCCGGUCCCAAUGGAUUUAAAGAAGGGGCAUCCCGCGGCCCAGCUGAUAGAUUCCGCCGAGAAGGAAUUCCAAGACCUGCUCAACAGGCAAUCCAAGAGCUUGGCAGAGGCUGUGAGGGAAUAUCGGCGGCGAAACGGCAUCGCGCCCCCACCCCAUUUCGACAAAUGGUAUGAAUUUGCGACUCGCAAUGGAGUUGUUCUCAUCGACGAAUACGAUACUGUCACACGAUCCCUGCUGCCGUACUGGGCGGUGAAGCCUUCGACCAUUAGAGCGCGCAUAAAGAAUGCUCUGGGCCACGAAGAUAGCGCACUAAUCGGGAUGAUGAUACGAGAUGGUAAUGUGGCCAAGAUUGAGGGUGGACCGGAAUGGCAACAGCAGGCGACGACCGGAAUGAUGAAAGACUUCAUCCAAUAUCUCCCUGACAUGGAUCUUGGCUUCAACAUCCACGAUGAGCCGCGAGUGGUAGUCCCCAACGACCAUCUAUCCGCCAUGGUCGCGAAAGCCCGAGACGCCGUACUUCCCGGCGUCAUGAAGAAUGAAAAGCCUCGGAAUUCCUUCUCGAAGCGCCCUCUGGACAUGAACGACGGAAAACAGUUCGAAGAAGCCCAGACAACUCGCUUCAACCGUUUUGCCCACCAGCAGACCUGGACGCACGCACGCCUCUCCUGUCCCGCAAACAGCCAGGCGCAAAACUUCGAAGACCAACCGCCCGACAAUCUCACCUCCUAUGCCGCAUCCCCCCUAAAAUACGUCUACAACCAUACCGCCUUCUCUGACAUCUGCAACUCGCCCUCGCUCUCCUCCACAUUCGGCUUCUUCGAGCGCCCCAACGCCUUCAACAUCAUCCACGAGCUCACGCCCGUUUUCUCGCAGUCCAAGAUCUCCAGCUUCCAGGACAUCCUAUACCCGAGCCCGUGGUACUGGUUCGGCAAAGUCGGGUACGACGAGGACCACGAUACUAGCUGGGAGAAUAAGACAAAUAGCUUGUAUUGGCGCGGCUCGACAACGGGCGGGUUCAGUAGGAAUGGUGGAUGGAGGAGACAGCACCGUCAACGGAUAGUGAGACGCCUGAAUGCGCCGGAUAAGGUUGGCAUGUUCAUCAACAAGAGCGGUAACGACAAGAAUCCCGAAUAUGAAGUCCAAGAAGUGGACCGCAGAGACUACAAGAAGCUCAUCGACGUCAAGUUCAGCCACAUUGGGCAGUGCGACCCCGGAGACUGCGACGCGCAGAAGGAAUUCUUCGAGCUUACGGAGCGGGUAGAUGGGCAAGAUGCGUGGUACUAUAAGCACCUGCUCGAUAUGGAUGGGAAUGCUUUCUCGGGCCGCUUCUACUCGUUUCUCCGGUCGAAAUCGCUGACGUAUAAAAUGGCCAUCUUCCGCGAGUGGCACCAGGAGUGGCUACGGCCAUGGGUGCAUUACGUCCCACUGUCUCUGAUUGGCGACGAGCACCUCGACCUCGUGCGGUGGUUUAGUGGUCCCGAUCGGCCGCAAGCACCAGUCGACGGAGACGUCGGGCACGACGCCAGGAAAGGCGGAAACGGUGACUCGCUCGGUGAGAGAAAGGCGAGGGAGAUUGCGGAGAGGAGUAGGGAAUGGGCGGAUAAAGUGCUUAGGAAUGUGGAUUUCGAGGCCUGGUUCUUCAGGCUGCUUCUAGAGUACGGCAGGGUCAUCGACGAUGAUAGGGAGAAUAUCGGCUAUGCUGGUCCUUAAUUAACGACCAUGAUGGACGGACUGUGUAUACUUGGAGUUCGGUGUUGUGCAUGUGUGGAUAGAAUUUUAGCGAGGCAUUCACUCAGUGUAUAGACUGGCGUUAGCUCUAUGGUAUGGUAAUGUAUGUAAUUCGGGAGAUGGGGCAUGGUUGGUUUGUUGAUAACCCAGUUAGCUCUUCAGUUUAUAUUAGCCUAUCAAGAGGAAAAGUAUGAACACCUCCUCCC